AGCAAUAAAAUCCUUCGCUUCAGACACCAAACUAAGACAUUUGACGUUUAGACAAGGCACCAUGAGAAGCAAUACGCUGAUAGAGGUGUUUGGCCAUAUCGUAUUCAGUUUUACACGAGGCGUGACAGAGCAUUACAACCCGGAAGAACCUGGAUUAAUGGCUUUUGGCUACGAUCCUCUACAGAAGACUGGUUUAGAAUGGAACUAUCAACCUGUUGAGGAGGUUACUUAUCAGGAAUACAGCGAGAGAGAAGCAACUAGCUUGGACUAUUUAAUGGCUUGCAGUCCUAAGGUAAGAGUCAUAAACGCAUUCUCAUCAGACGACGAUGAAGAAACACACGAAAACAACUCACAAGAUGAUGAAGAUAGAGCAAUGGCGUGGAAGCGAUUAAGACCAUCCGCUCUCCACACUGCUUGGAAAUCAAUGUACUUUGGAGCCUCGAUCUCACUUCUAACUGCUACCGUCAUAGGUUCACUAUACAUAUUGAUUUCAUUUCUACUGUACAAAACUGUAAACAACUGCGAAUUUUACCCAAAGAAAUCCAUUCCCGUGAAAGUUCAAUGGUUAAGAUCAAUAUCAGAUGUAACGUGUUGUAGCAUCAUGUAUAAUAAUUUAUUUUUGGUAGUCCUAUUUCUCUUUCGACCUUAUCAGAUCAAUGGAAUAAGAAAAAAACUUAUUUCAUUGAGCUGCGGUGGAUUUCUAUUGGAUGCACUUUACCGCGUGUCUCUUCAAGCCCUCGGAAUGUCCCAUUCUAAACUUUCUACGAUACAAAAGCUUCCACCGUACUUUCUUGGUGUUAUAAUUAUAUCUUGGCAAAUACAUCUCGUAACGAAUCAUUUUUUUCUCGUUUCACGACAAUCAACAAGGCAGAGGAUUACGAUUUUCUUUCAAGUGGCAAUUGUUCCUGUAUCUAUUAUCAUUCUUGCAAUUCCGGUGGCCGAGAUCAUCUACCCAACUUUUAAUAAACAAACCAAGAAUGGAAAACUAUUAAUCGCUCUCUUUGCGCCUCUAAUUGGAGUCGUUCUAAAGGUUACCUCUCGAAUUUGUGUUCAGCGGCUUCACCGGGAUAUCAUUCAUCCGGGAUAUUUAUAUGUCUUACUGGCGCCGUUGUUCGGCUCUUCGGCGAUCAUGUUUCGCGUUUUACAAGCAGAUCUCGGCAGUUUACAAUCCAUCGCGAUUCUAGGGAUAACUCACGGGACUGUGGAAGUAAUCGAAAGAAGCGCAAUGGUCUUUAUUGAUCAUAUUUGCCACUCGAUUUGGAAAAGAACAGCCGCUCCUUGGGGAAGUUUUCGCACUCCUCGCCGUGAGAGGCUAAUGGCUGAUAUUGCUAUUAUGAGCAUGCUGUUUGAAUCAACUGCUAUAGUUUCCGUUAACGGCUGCUUGUAUUUGUAUAAGUUCAAUUUCCUUCAAAACACCUCCUUAUUAGAGGUGUUGGAGCCUUUUGCUCUAACAACUUGUCUUCAGUUGGUGAUUGAGUGGUUUUUCACCAGCGUAUCCCUCGCGAUCGAGACUCACUAUCAGAACAUGGCUGUUAUGGCUGUUUGGCGAAGAAGAUGGAAAAGACAUACUUCAGUAGCACUUACAACUUCUGUGCUCAUAGCAUUAUGGACUAGCACACUUCUGUUAAUUAUUGUGCGUGGUAGAUUUCAAGAGUCUUCGAAGCAACCUUGUAAGAUGCCGUUUACUUAG
This is a messenger RNA of Pocillopora verrucosa, 1690 nucleotides long. Lineage: Eukaryota; Metazoa; Cnidaria; Anthozoa; Scleractinia; Pocilloporidae. The record is from RefSeq and is a predicted model, not a curated record.